Molecule: messenger RNA, 498 nt
Organism: Ambispora gerdemannii
Lineage: Eukaryota; Fungi; Glomeromycota; Glomeromycetes; Archaeosporales; Ambisporaceae
Source: the annotation of a GenBank genome assembly
AUGAUUACAGCAAGUCAAGAGUUAGAUCAAUUAAGGAAGCAAUUAUCAACGCUGCAGAUGAAGCAUCAAACAUCUCACAUCAAUAGCAAACAGCCUGCCUCAUCAUCUGAAAGUGGUAUUAUUCUCAAACGGCAGAAGACUCGAGAGGUUGAAAAUGCUCAAAGAAAGCUCGUAAACACUAUCCUAUAUAUGCCGGUUCCCUCAAGCGUCACCAACCCUUCUAAAUUAUCAAGUUCAAUUUUUUUAGCAAAGAACACUAUGGCACAAGAGGUCUACCUAUCAGAAAUGGACCGCGUCAAUGCUAUGAAUGAAUCCUUUCAGGAUAUCUUUGGGUCCCUGGGUAACCUUAAUAACACCGAUGGGGCCGAAGUCAAUGCGCUUUUGUCAACCACAGCUCACGGACUGAAUCAGAAAGCCGCAUUGGCCAUUAUCGAAUACAAAAAUGAGGGGUCAAACGAACCUACUAUCCAAGGGAGCUUUGUCUACACAAGAUACUGA